UGCAGUCCGUCCAGGGUGCAGCAGACUGCAGUCUCCCUCCUUCAUUCACUCCUCCUCACGCACGGUGCUGGGACCAUGGCCUUCUUGUCUAUAUUUGCGUUGGCGGCCGCCGUGGUCUCUGCUGGAGGAAGCGUUGGGCCGAGCACCAACAGCUUUUGCACUGAGUCGAAGGAGUGCCUGGAGUACCAGCUGGUCUGCAAGACCGACGAGUACGAGGUGCGACACUACAGCCCCACCCGUUGGGUGUCCACAGACGCAGAGGCCUACUUCAUGGGCGUGGGUGCAGCCAUGGCCUUCAGGAGACUCUUCCAGUACAUCACUGGCGCCAACGAGGGAGGCUUCCAGAUGGAGAUGACCGCCCCGGUACUGGUGAGAAUCCAGGAGGAGACCCGGAUGUGGGAGCCGGCCGUGUACUCGCUCAGCUUCCCGCUGCCGGCCGUCUAUCAGGAGGAGCCGCCGGCGCCCACCAGUGACAAGCUGUACUUCACGGAGAUGCCGGAGAUGGACGUCUACGUGAGGAGCUACGGCGGCUGGAUGCUGUCCGUCACCUCGCGGCUUCACGCUCACCUGCUGAACAAAGAGCUGGGCAGGGUGGGGGCUUCCUACAACCACAGCUUCCACUACAUGGUCGGCUACGACAGUCCCCUCAAACUGCUGAACAGGCACAAUGAGGUUUGGUACGUGGCCGAGGGGGAUCCGGUCUGCAAGGAUCCACAGGAGCCGACCCCCGCACACACCCCCAGGGUCACUGCCCCCGACUCCCCCACAGACUCACCGUCCGACCCCCUCCCUCACACUCUCUCCAGCUCACCCGCCCUCCCCCCCUCCAACGCUUCCUCACCCGCGUCCUCCAACUCCUCUUCCCCACCCGCGCCCUCCGACACCCCCGGACCCCCCCCGUCCAGCGCUCUGCUCCGCCCCUCCUCCGACGCCCCCACUCAGGUCUCGCAUGACCCAACCGCCAAUUCCACGUCCCCGGUGUCCCCGGUGUCCCCGGGGUCGGCGGGGUCGGGGGGGAACAGCGCGGCCGGCGGUGACUCGGCCCUUGAGGCCCAGUAGCUUCUCAGGAGUCUGAGGAGAAAGAAGCAGGUGUUUCUCCUGCUGUGUGUUACUGUAGCUCCUCCUCUUGGCACUAGGGAUGUUCUCUGCACCCUAUCACGGCUUGGCAUCUGCAGCUUCCUGUCCGCUCUGUAGUUCUGAGCUCAUCACCCAGCCGCUUCAUAGAAAUAGACGUGUUCGUCGCCACGGUUACUGUUAAGCUUAAAACUAACGAGCAGCUAUUAGGAGCUCCAUGGAGCCUGCUCAGUGACCUAUCAGAGGAAACACUCGUCACGUGACCAGCCGUUCUUCUUCUUCAGUCAAUAUGCUACCAGCCUCUCGUCUGUCUCCGACUUCCUGUCCGCUGAUCUCUUGAUAUUUGAGCUGCCGUGUUGGAGAAUCAUCAUGGUCGUUAGCAGUAAUCCUGUAUGGCGUCUGAAGAAGGAGAGGUUCUACUACAUCCUACACUAUGACCUCUUCUUCUUCUACAUCCUACACUAUGACCUCUUCUUCUUCUACAUCCUACACUAUGACCUCUUCUUCUUCUACAUCCUACACUAUGACCCCUUCUUCUAAAUCCUACACUAUGACCUCUUCUUCUACAUCCUACACUAUGACCCCUUCUUCUAAAUCCUACACUAUGACCUCUUCUUCUACAUCCUACACUAUGACCCCUUCUUCUUCUACAUCCUACACUAUGACCCCUUCUUCUUCUACAUCCUACACUAUGACCCCUUCUUCUUCUACAUCCUACACUAUGACCUCUUCUUCUUCUACAUCCUACACUAUGACCCCUUCUUCUAAAUCCUACACUAUGACCUCUUCUUCUACAUCCUACACUAUGACCCCUUCUUCUAAAUCCUACACUAUGACCUCUUCUUCUACAUCCUACACUAUGACCCCUUCUUCUAAAUCCUACACUAUGACCUCUUCUUCUUCUUCUACAUCCUACACUAUGACCUCUUCUUCUUCUACUUCAUCCUACACAAUGACCAACGUCGCUAGUUAGCAUUGAUCUCUAGCUGAGCUGCACAAUAAAAACAUGUGACUAAU
This is a messenger RNA of Pungitius pungitius (ninespine stickleback), 2091 nucleotides long. It is a transcript of the gene soul5l, whose product is annotated as heme-binding protein soul5, like. Gene Ontology annotation, cellular component: cytoplasm. Gene Ontology annotation, molecular function: heme binding. Bases 76 to 1059 code for a protein of 327 amino acids. Lineage: Eukaryota; Metazoa; Chordata; Actinopteri; Perciformes; Gasterosteidae. The record is from RefSeq and is a predicted model, not a curated record. The transcript has 7 exons.